Zea mays is the source of this 807-nucleotide messenger RNA. RefSeq lists its product as uncharacterized. Gene Ontology annotation, biological process: mRNA splicing, via spliceosome. The record is from RefSeq and is marked validated. The coding region runs from base 212 to 544 and encodes 110 amino acids. The transcript is spliced from 2 exons. NCBI's taxonomy places the organism in Eukaryota, Viridiplantae, Streptophyta, Magnoliopsida, Poales, Poaceae.
GUUGACAGCCGUCCGAUUGGAAUGAGUCCCGGUUUUGGACGGAGUGGGCGAGUGGCAUCUUUCUUCUAUAAGCUUCUAGCAGCAUCCGCCACCGCCGCGGAGGCCCAAAUAUAUCUCCCCGCGUCCGCUAGCCCUAGCCGCCGUCCGCCGACUUCAUCGUCGCCGUCGUCUAGACCUCUUCACGCACUGGAAAGGUUAAAGUCCGACAUCAAUGGCGAAGCAUCAUCCUGAUCUCAUCAUGUGCCGGAAGCAGCCUGGCAUCGCGAUUGGCCGCCUUUGCGAGAAAUGUGAUGGCAAGUGUGUUGUCUGCGACUCGUACGUGCGCCCAUGUACGCUUGUCCGGGUCUGCGACGAGUGCAAUUAUGGUUCGUUCCAGGGAAGGUGUGUGAUCUGUGGAGGAGUCGGCAUCUCAGACGCUUACUACUGCAAGGAGUGCACCCAGCAGGAGAAGGACCGGGACGGUUGCCCCAAGAUCGUGAAUCUCGGAAGCGCCAAGACGGAUCUCUUCUAUGAGCGCAAGAAGUAUGGUUUUAAGAAGAGAUGACCGAGAAGAUGGAGCUGUGUGUGGUUCACUUUGGCUGUGUGGUCUGUUCUAUGGCACUGAAUACUGAGAGUAGGCAGCUGAGACAGCAGCUUUGUAUUCCUGUUAUGGUUUGAUAAUUGAUACUCGCAUGGAAAUACAGCUGUGAUAUGCGUUGUAAUAACUAAGUCCAACUGUAUGAUGCAAGAGACUGCUUAUGUAAUCUGUGCUUGAUGGUAAUGGUUAUGAAUGGACUUGAAAUAUUGGCACGAUAGCUGUCAUCAUAU